This is a messenger RNA of Sabethes cyaneus, 1541 nucleotides long. Its product is annotated as putative fatty acyl-CoA reductase CG5065. Gene Ontology annotation, cellular component: peroxisome. NCBI's taxonomy places the organism in Eukaryota, Metazoa, Arthropoda, Insecta, Diptera, Culicidae. Gene Ontology annotation, biological process: long-chain fatty-acyl-CoA metabolic process. The transcript is spliced from 7 exons. Gene Ontology annotation, molecular function: alcohol-forming very long-chain fatty acyl-CoA reductase (NADP+) activity. The coding region runs from base 1 to 1533 and encodes 510 amino acids. The record is from RefSeq and is a predicted model, not a curated record.
AUGGUAGCUCGCUCUGCUGGCCAAAAUGUCCCGUCAUUCUAUGCCGGUUCGGAUGUGUUCAUUACGGGCGGUACCGGAUUUAUGGGCAAGGUGCUGAUCGAGAAGCUGCUCCGGUGCUGUCCGGACGUUGGCCGCGUGUUCGUGCUGAUGCGUUGCAAGCGGGGCAAAACACCCGAGGCCCGGGUACAGGAGCUGACCAAUAAUCCACUUUUCAAGUGUUUGAAGAUGCAAAACCCAACGACGUUAGUCAAGUUGGUUCCGAUUUUCGGCGAUUGCAUGCAGUUACGGCUUGGAAUGUCCGACGAGGAUAUUAACCAGUUGAGAAGUGUUUCGGUCGUAUUUCAUUUGGCUGCCAGUGUGCGGUUCGAUGAUCCGCUUAAGGACGCCAUACUGACCAACGUACUGUCAACGAGGGAGAUUCUGGAAAUUUGCAAAGGACUGCCAAGGCUGAAAGCGAUGGUUCACGUAUCUACGGCGUACAGUAAUCCGGAACAACGCAACGUAGAAGAAAGGUUAUAUCCACCGAAGGCUGACUGGCGAAAGAUGUUAGAAUGUGCUUUAAAAUUUGAUCAUAACGUUUUAGACAUUUUAACAGAUAAGAUCACGAAUUUCGCUCCCAACACCUACACGUUUACGAAGGGUUUAGCGGAACAGGUUUGCUUGGAAUACCAAGACCAACUCCCGUUGGUCAUUUUUCGACCGUCCGUUGUGGUCAAUACCAUCGAUGAACCCCUGGUCGGCUGGAUCGACAACCUAAACGGACCGUCUGGAAUGCUGGUAGGUGCCGGAACGGGAGUCGUUCGAACGGAUUUGAUGCCCCUCGAAAACCGUGUCAAUGCUAUACCUGCGGACAUUUGCAUCAAGGCACUGAUACUGGCCGCGUGGCGACGUGGUACAAUAGAGGCAGCCCUGCGACAGAACUAUCUUCCCGUGUACAAUAGCGCUGUUGAGGGUGAACACACGUGGCAGUAUCAGAAGGUACUGGACUGUGGCAAAACAAACAUGACUAAACUGGUGACAAACCGGCUACUGUGGGUCCCCGGCGGAUCUGCGACUACGUGGCGCAUCAAAUAUUACCUGAUGGUACUGUUGGUGCACAUAUUUCCAGCUAUGCUGGUUGAUGGCUUAUGUUUGAUAGCUGGAAAAUCACCAUUUUUGUUAAAAAUACAACGAAAAGUGUUCCUUGCGCAAGCUUCGCUGCGGUACUUCUCCUACAAUCAGUGGGAUUUUGAAACGAAGCGGGUUCGGUCGCUGAGAGACGACUUGAAGGGCAAAGAUAUCGACAACUUUAGCUGGCACCUAUCAGAGCAGCGAAUUGAGCAGUUCUACUACGAUUGCUGGAUGGGCGUACGGCGAUAUCUGCUGAAUGAUCCCGACGAAACGUUACCGCAAGCCAUCCGCAAGGUUCACCGAUUGAUUGUGAUCGAUCGGUUGUUGAAAAUCAGCCUCUGUCUACUGAUGGCUUGGGUCGUGUGGAAAAGUUCCAUCUUCCGAAAUCUGGAAACCCACCUGGUACGGUUUAGCCAACGAUGAUGACGGCA